Molecule: messenger RNA, 1045 nt
Organism: Thunnus maccoyii (southern bluefin tuna)
Lineage: Eukaryota; Metazoa; Chordata; Actinopteri; Scombriformes; Scombridae
Gene: crybb1l3
Product: crystallin, beta B1, like 3
Exons: 5
Coding region: 9-638 (209 amino acids)
Biological process (GO): lens development in camera-type eye; visual perception
Molecular function (GO): structural constituent of eye lens
Source: RefSeq, a predicted model, not a curated record
AUCUGAUCAUGUCUCACUCAGGUGCUCAAGGCAGCAUUGGCAGCCACUCAGCCAUUGGGCUGCGCAAUCAGAAGAUUUAUCUCUAUGAACACGAGAACUUCCAGGGCCGUAGGUUGGACCUGUUCGGAGAGAACCGUAACCUGGCUGAGAAGGGUUUCGAGAAAAUUGGCUCCGUCAGGGUCGAGUCUGGACCCUGGGUGGGUUAUGAGCAGCAGAACAUGACUGGUGAGAUGUUCAUUCUGGAGAAGGGAGAGUACCCCCGCUGGGACACCUGGUCCAACAGCUACAGGUGUGACCGUAUGAUGUCAGUCAGGCCCGUCAAGAUGGACCCCCAAGACCACAAGAUCUGCCUGUUUGAGUGUCCAAACUUCGAGGGUCGUAAAAUGGAAGUGUGCGAUGAGGAUAUUCCUAGCCUGUGGUCUUAUGGCUUCCAGGAUCGUGUUGCUAGUCUUCAGGUCACCGGUGGAACCUGGGUGGGCUACCAGUACCCUGGCUACCGUGGUUUCCAGUAUGUGUUUGAGAUGGGCCCUUACAAACACUGGAACGACUGGGGCGCCCACCACCCCCAGAUCCAGUCCAUCCGCAGGGUGAGAGACAUGCAGACACACCGCAGAGGCUGCUUCGAGAUGACCGCAUAAAGAGGAGUCCAGCAGACUGUGGGCUAACAGGAGGGAAUAGCAAGGGGUCGGGCUUGCCGCAGUGCCAACCAUCCCUUGGAAAUUCUUCAACGGCCACUUAGCCACACAAGCUAAUGGCUUUUGAAUAUUGUUAUUGCUUUUGCUAGCAGGAUUUGGAAGUAUGUGUCAUCAUGAAUGAUCCUGUAUGGGGUGAGAAGUUCUGAUUGUCACAGACCUCCAGAGUAACUGUAUUAUUGGUAAAAAUGGUAGCAAUGCUCUCUGUCUACAGACCUCAUACAAAGAUAAUAUGAUUUAUAAUAUUUAUUAAAGGAGGGUUAUAAUUGGAUUGGUAGAUUAAAGUUAAUAGUUUGUGUUUAUUAGUUUGUUUCACUGCCAUUAUAACCCUUUUAUUUUAUUUUAUCUUAUUU